Messenger RNA from Iphiclides podalirius (scarce swallowtail), 228 nucleotides. The record is from the annotation of a GenBank genome assembly. NCBI's taxonomy places the organism in Eukaryota, Metazoa, Arthropoda, Insecta, Lepidoptera, Papilionidae.
AUGGACCGUUUGAUCACGCGAGAGAGGCGGCACGGCGGCGUGAUUAAAAUAGACAAGGAACAAAGAGCGGGAAAAAGAAUCGGCGCGGGAAAACAAUGGAGUCCGCGGGCGCCCGCCGCCUCAAUCUGUCACGCGCGCUGUCAGCUGUCAGGCGGCCUGUCAACUGUCACGUGGCAGACACCCCCCACCGCUGGCAUCCGCUGCGCCAUCCGCACCCACGUGGGGCAC